Molecule: messenger RNA, 2001 nt
Organism: Meyerozyma guilliermondii ATCC 6260
Lineage: Eukaryota; Fungi; Ascomycota; Pichiomycetes; Serinales; Debaryomycetaceae
Product: anaphase promoting complex subunit 2
Exons: 1
Coding region: 1-2001 (666 amino acids)
Biological process (GO): ubiquitin-dependent protein catabolic process
Cellular component (GO): anaphase-promoting complex
Molecular function (GO): ubiquitin protein ligase binding
Source: RefSeq, a predicted model, not a curated record
AUGAAUUUCGCAGCGAUUACUCAAUCUACGAUUUCUCAAUCAAUCUCAAAUACACAAUCACGAUCCACCAAACAACGCCAAACAACACCAAGAAACACCAAACCAAAAGUAGGCCCGUAUUAUACACAUCACUUUAUGGACGUCCGCACCAUUCUCAGGGUCUACGAUCUCCAUGAUCUAGCCUCGUCUGUUUCAGACAUUGAAAACGACGUAGCGCUUCUUUUAGAGUGGCUCAACCCGGCGAGUUCUCCGCCAUUGGGUCCCGCCCAGCCUUCUCCCAGAGUCAAGGCAGCCAUACGACGGUGCUUGAAGGACCAGGAAAGCCAAGUGGACUUUAUACGACUUUAUGCCAAUUCGCUUCGUUCGAGUGUUCCGGGAACAUUGGAAACAGCGCUGGAAGCUGGAAACUUUGACGACCUUAUGGCACUCGUGGACACCUAUGUGUCGUACUUCAGACUCUGUAUUGACUAUCUUGGCUUGGAACAGGCGGCAACCCAGAUCUUUUAUCGAAGUCUUCGUGCCAUGUUUCGUGCGGGCCUAUUGCUGCAAAAAUCUUCAUUUUCCAAAAUGCUUUCGUCGUAUCUCGAAAAGAACCUCGUAAUACCUCUGGCUACGCUGCCGGAAGCACACAAGAAAAUCCAGUUGCUAGCGCACAUUGGCAUGUCGGAAGAGGUUGCGGCACUCGUCACCAGUCUUGCUAUCAAUCGUAUACGAAACUAUGUCCGAUCAACUUGUGCUGGCGUGUGGGAUCGUCCGGUUCUCCAAAACCUCAACAGGUGGGUGGAGAGCCAAUUGCACUGUUUCCAUACCAUAGACCCGUCUUUUGCUCCACUUCAUCAUCUCGUCAAAGUGGCCCAUACCGAGCUCGUGCUGACUAGAAUAAUCGAGCUUUUCAACUUGGUUGCGGCCUACCCACACUCCUCGGUGGCUCUCCAAGAACUCCACGAAUGUGUUCUGCUGACGGGUGAAUCUGCUGCAGAAAAACUGUCGCACCGUGCCAAGUUGGUGGACGCUUUCAUUGAACAAUGCAACCAAAAACUUCUUCAUUCCGGCGCCAAUACAGUGGAGGUAAUAACGACGUAUGCGGCAACAAUUCGGUCGUUUUUGGUCAUAGACCCGAAGGGUGUGCUCCUAGACAAGGUUGUGCGCCCAAUUCGUCGGUAUCUCAAGGGCCGCGAGGAUAUUAUUAUCACUCUUGUACAUGGCCUUCUUGAUGAUGGUGAGGCUAACCCACUUCACGAGCUUGCCCGUGAGUUGCGCCGUGGCCUGAGUGUUCCUGUUCAGGUUGGAGACGAAGACAUGUCCCAAUGGAUGCCUGAUCCAAUCGAUGCCCUUCCUGAUUUCAAGAAGGGAAAAGUUACCGAUAUCAUAGAAUCUCUCAUCUCGAUCUUUGAUCUGAAGGAUAUUUUCAUUUCAGAGUUCACCCAGAUCUUUGGUAACCGCUUGAUUAACCUCCACGACUACGAUACUCUGCCCAUUCAGCAACAAUUGGACCUCCUCAAACUCAAAUUCGGCACCGAAGAGUUCUCUACUCUUGAUGUAAUGAUUCGAGAUGUCAUCAACAGCAGACAAACUAAUACCGACAUCUCAGGAAAUCUUCCCUUUCAUUCUUUAAUCCUUUCACACAUGUAUUGGACAAGCGUUUCCGAAAACAUUUCCGACGUUGACCACUUUGACCUGUCUCAUCUCAAAAGUUACUUUGAAACAUACAAUGACAAGUUUAAGAAAAAUAAACGAGGUCGGUCUCUCGAGCUUGUUCCAAGCUUGGGCCAAGUGACGCUCGAGAUUGAAACACAGGGGUCCACGCAAACUUUUAGUGUUUCUCCAAGUGAAGCAGCUGUGGUCUUAGAAUUUGGCUCAAACGUCUCCCAACUCAGUAUUGCAGAUAUAUGCUCGAGGCUCAACAUGCAACAAUACCCUGCACGCACUGCGUUGGAUGCCUGGGUCAAGAGAGGAGUAUUGGUUGAAAAAUCUCCAGACGUCUUUACGGCGGUCGAUUAA